Bactrocera tryoni is the source of this 403-nucleotide messenger RNA. RefSeq lists its product as uncharacterized. Lineage: Eukaryota; Metazoa; Arthropoda; Insecta; Diptera; Tephritidae. The coding region runs from base 45 to 227 and encodes 60 amino acids. The record is from RefSeq and is a predicted model, not a curated record. The transcript is spliced from 2 exons.
CGCGGUUUCGAGUUAAAGACAUUUCGACAAAAAACAUUUACAAGAUGAAAUUCCUGCUUUUGGCUAUCUUUGUUUGUUGCGCGCUCUUCAUGGCUGUUAGCGCCGUGCCCGUAGAGGAGGCCAUUCCCGAAGGUAUUGAGGGUGCUCACGACACUAUCGAAGCCACCGAUGAUAAGAGCAUUCUGUUGAAGUUGAAAUUGCUUAAGAAAUUGUUGUUCUUGGGUUAAUUCUAACGACAUGCCGAAUCAUCACAUUACCGUUAUUCAAAAAACUUCCGCCAUACUAAACCCAUAAACGUCGUAUUUUCACGUCGUUUAUUUUAAAAUUUAUGUUAACACUAAGUAAAAAAGUAUAUAAGAAAAUAUCAGCUCAUAACUUUCAAUACUCUAAAUAAUAUGUUACU